Rattus rattus (black rat) is the source of this 4312-nucleotide messenger RNA. It is a transcript of the gene Yap1, whose product is annotated as Yes1 associated transcriptional regulator. Gene Ontology annotation, cellular component: cytoplasm; nucleus. The record is from RefSeq and is a predicted model, not a curated record. Gene Ontology annotation, molecular function: transcription corepressor activity; transcription coactivator activity; protein binding. Gene Ontology annotation, biological process: hippo signaling; positive regulation of transcription by RNA polymerase II. The coding region runs from base 289 to 1773 and encodes 494 amino acids. Lineage: Eukaryota; Metazoa; Chordata; Mammalia; Rodentia; Muridae. The transcript is spliced from 9 exons.
GAUUCGGUGCGGGCGGGCGCGCAGAGGAAGGAAGAGCGACGAGGAGGCGGAGCCCGCGAGGCGCGCGGGCGGGCGCUCCUCGCAACUUUUUAGUUUGGGCGUCUAGAGCCGAAGUUUCUGUCUCAGUUGGGACGCCGCCGCGGCCCGGGGCAAAGAAAGGGAGGAAGGAAGGAGCUCACGAAGGGGAGGGGAGGGGGCCUCGGGCAAGGAGUGCAGGGCGAUGCGGGCGCGCGACGCAGCCCCCCGAACCUGAGCGCAGCGCCCCGAGCGUCGAACGAGGCCGCAGCCAUGGAGCCCGCGCAACAGCCGCCGCCCCAGCCGGCCCCGCAAGGCCCCGCGCCGCCGUCGGUGUCUCCGGCCGGGACCCCCGCGGCCCCGCCCGCACCCCCGGCGGGCCACCAGGUCGUGCACGUCCGCGGGGACUCGGAGACCGACCUGGAAGCGCUUUUCAACGCCGUCAUGAACCCCAAGACGGCCAACGUGCCACAGACCGUGCCCAUGAGGCUUCGCAAGCUGCCCGACUCCUUCUUCAAGCCGCCUGAGCCCAAGUCCCACUCGCGACAGGCCAGUACCGAUGCGGGCACUGCUGGAGCCCUGACUCCCCAGCACGUUCGAGCUCACUCGUCUCCAGCCUCCCUGCAGCUGGGGGCCGUCUCUCCUGGGACACUCACGGCCAGUGGUGUUGUCUCUGGCCCGGCUGCCACCCCUGCCGCUCAACAUCUCAGACAGUCUUCCUUUGAGAUCCCUGAUGAUGUACCACUGCCAGCAGGCUGGGAGAUGGCCAAGACCUCUUCUGGUCAGAGAUACUUCUUAAAUCACAAUGAUCAGACAACAACAUGGCAGGACCCCCGGAAGGCCAUGCUCUCCCAACUGAACGUUCCUACAUCUGCCAGCCCAGCAGUGCCCCAGACGCUGAUGAACUCUGCCUCAGGGCCUCUUCCUGAUGGAUGGGAGCAAGCCAUGACUCAGGAUGGAGAAGUUUACUACAUAAACCAUAAGAACAAGACCACAUCCUGGCUGGACCCAAGGCUUGACCCUCGUUUUGGUAAAGCCAUGAACCAGAGGAUCACUCAGAGUGCUCCAGUGAAGCAGCCCCCACCCUUGGCUCCCCAGAGCCCACAGGGAGGCGUCCUGGGUGGAGGCAGCUCAAACCAGCAGCAGCAGAUACAGCUGCAGCAGCUACAGAUGGAGAAGGAGAGGCUGCGAUUGAAACAGCAGGAGUUAUUUCGGCAGGUGAGACCACAGGCAAUACGGAAUAUCAAUCCCAGCACAGCAAAUGCUCCAAAAUGUCAGGAAUUAGCUCUCCGCAGCCAGUUGCCCUCACUGGAGCAGGAUGGAGGGACUCAGAAUGCAGUGUCUUCUCCCGGGAUGUCUCAGGAAUUGAGGACAAUGACAACCAAUAGUUCAGAUCCCUUUCUUAACAGUGGCACCUAUCACUCUAGAGAUGAGAGCACAGACAGCGGCCUCAGCAUGAGCAGCUACAGCAUCCCUCGGACCCCGGACGACUUCCUGAACAGCGUGGAUGAAAUGGACACAGGAGACACCAUCAGCCAGAGCACCCUGCCGUCCCAGCAGAGCCGCUUCCCUGAUUACCUGGAGGCCCUCCCUGGGACAAAUGUGGACCUUGGCACACUGGAAGGAGAUGCAAUGAACAUAGAAGGGGAGGAGCUGAUGCCCAGCCUUCAGGAAGCGCUGAGUUCCGAAAUCCUGGAUGUGGAGUCUGUGUUGGCUGCCACCAAGCUAGAUAAAGAAAGCUUUCUCACGUGGUUAUAGAGCUGUCCGGAGCCACUCUCCGGGUCUGUGAAGGAUCCACAGAGCCUAAGGUGUGCACUCCUGCAUUCAGAUAAGCCAGUGGGUGAUUCUCUGGCUAACACAGGACAGAUGACCAGUGUCCAGCGGGGAUCAUCCACUGUUGCUCUGCUCUUCUCUGCCAUUGCUGCUCUUAGGUUGCUGACCUCUUCACAGCCACCCCUAAAGAACCAGAACCACAGAUAGCCAGAGCCCUUUGUUUCCUUUGCUCUGGCAGCUGCGCUCUCUGGGGUUGUGGGGAGCCUGUCGAUAACAGAUGCUCGCCCUUCCUCCCCUGGUCUUCACCCAUCCUCCUAACUGAACCCCAGGCUGGGAACUGAAAUGCUUCAUGCAUUUGUUCAAGACAUGGUUUCUUCAGCUGCCUUUGGCCCUUGGGUCCAACAAGCCAGACGCGUGGCAUCUGAUCUCACGGAAGACCGGAAGAUGGCAAAGACCCAUGCCGAAGACUGAUGGACUUCCUGUUUCUUUUUUUAGUCGUACCAUUAGGCACAUAGUGACCUGGAUUUUAUCUUAGAAGCUCAUGAGGCAUGGGACAGUUUCCAUAGAAAUAUAUUAAUUAUACCACAUACUCUAGGUUAGGUUUGAAUGGAUAUUAUCUGUGGGUGUUUUGGUUGGUUUUUCUGUUUUCUUUUCUGUGGUUGGUUUUGGUGGAACGUAGGCAACUUAAUGAAGUCGUUCAUAGCUGUAGCUUGGGGUGGGCAGUACCAUUCUUUUGGGGGAAAUCUAUAUUUCUCGGCUUUUUAACAUCCUAUUUAAAUCCUGGCUGUCUCCUCUCUACGUAUGUACACACUCUUCUGAUGUCCGUGGUAGUGUGUAGCAGAGUGUGUCUUGAUAAGUGUUUCCUUCCCUCCCAGUUUACUGUUGAAAUGGUAGCCUUGAGCAUAUGCAUUUAGACAUCUUAGUUAUGUUUCACGGAUAGUUUAAAUUCUGGUUGGGGCAAUCUGCAGGUGUUUGAGGAGGGUGGGAGGGAGGGAGGGAGGGAGGGAAGGAGGGCAGUGUUGUAGAAAGGGCUCUGGUUGUGGGUAAAGCCAGGAAGAGCUCUCCAGCCCUCUGCACUGCGGCAGUGAGGAUAGAAGCCACCAGUGGCCUCACUCCCUUGACUGAUUCCGUGUGCAGUCUCAGAGCUUUGAGCUUUGGAGAGGCAGGCCUUCCUUCCGCCUCCGCCUCGGCUGCGGCUGUCCACUCAGAUGCUUUGAGUAUUGACUGUCACCUACAAGAUCAGUCUUAGGAAACCUCACGUGCCUGUGUUCAGUGGACCCUGGGGUAGGGCGAAGAAUGCUGUGAGGCCUUGGCUGGCCGGUAAAGUGAACAGACAGUAAGUGUGCGGGGGUGGCUGAACUUAGCAAAGGGCUAGAGCGAAGCAUGAUUAUGGCUUUAUUUUUACAAGAAGAAAGAUUACUAGAGUAUGUGUCUCCAAGAGUAAUGAUGGUUUCCAAAGAGUAUUUUUUAAAGGAACAAAAUAGGCGUGAAUUAACUCUGCGUAUAAGCUAUGACGUAAUAGUUGGUUGUGAAUUGCAGUCGCUGCACCAGUUAGCACCUCUCAUUUAGAGUCUUUGAGUGCUUCUAGAAGAGUCCCUUAUUUUCAAGGGUUCAUAGUGAACAACAACAACAACAAAUUUUCCCCUGGCUAAAGCUGCUAACUAUAAAAAUUGUCAGCUUAGGAAGAUAGAAAUCUUGUAUUUUGGCCUUUUGAGUAGUAUAGCGCAAGAAUGAAGUAGAAAAGUUUUAUUUAGUACUUUGAGUGCUCAAAAAAUGCAAUCAGUGUAUUAUAUAUGAUUCAUAGGUCAGUCAUUUGAGGCCAUCAACUCAAGGCUUUUAAUCAGAACCAAGCUGAAGAUUCACCCUUGAAUCUAGUCUGGGGAAACAACCACGGGAGGAUGCAUUGACUUUAGAACAGAGAGGAAACUCUAACUGAAAACUGCGCAGAUGGAUGGUCCACAGCAGUGUGGGGAUUCACAGAUAAUAGGCGUGCUGAGUGCCUAUGAUUCUCCAGGAAACUCCAGAACAAAGGACCACAUCUUCUGUGGGCAGAGUAGCCUCAGUGUGGGGAGGGGGAGGGCAGGUGGGCAUGGGCUGGUGAGAGGUAGCGGAGCCCUGUUAGAAAAGCUUUUAUGAACUUAAUUUCUCUUCCUUAAAGACUUCGCUCUCAUCUUGCUCCCAGUAAAGUUUUUCCUAACUUUCCAGCUGCUUAACCUCCCUCACAAAGUGAGAUGUGUCACCUUCCUUCUCCCUCAGCAUGGUGUGCCUGGUUAUACCUCAAUGUCCAGCAGCCCUGGUGCCUGACAGUGCUCUCUGACUCUAUCAAACCCUCCGUGCUGACUGUGGGAGACCCGAGCACCUUUUCUCUCACUGAAUUUGAAUCACAGCCUCAACGUAGUCUUUUUGUUGUGUCCAACAGUGUUUAAUGCUUCCUGGCUGUAGUGGGUAGCAUGCAGAUAAGAAUUUAACUGGUUAUUCUUGAAUUUCUUUUACAAUAAACCAAUUUUUAUAAUCUUAAAAUGUA